Messenger RNA from Solea solea (common sole), 1864 nucleotides. RefSeq names its product granulito (gene gra). The record is from RefSeq and is a predicted model, not a curated record. Lineage: Eukaryota; Metazoa; Chordata; Actinopteri; Pleuronectiformes; Soleidae. The transcript is spliced from 6 exons. Bases 1212 to 1550 code for a protein of 112 amino acids.
GAGAAUUAACAGCGGUCAGGUGAGGUGAGCAGGCAGAAAACCACACUGCACAACUCUUGCAGAUUUACAGGUAUAAUCAAAAUACAUCUUUUCAUAGAGAUAAAUCACGACUACAUCCCGUAAUUUACUCGUCUAAGUAAUUAGAGCAUUGCUGCUCGCUCAGAUUCUCAUUGUUGAAACUUGUACAUCAGCAUGGAGUUGCACUUGUUGUCCGUUAACGUUAGCCGCUGGACUGUCAAUGAGGUGGAACCAUGUGCUAGUUUCACACAGUCCCGACCAUUAGAGAGGCACUGAGCAAUCGUUAACAUUAAAAACGGGCGCUGUAAUGGUCGCUGCUCACCGUUUAAACAUGUUUGCCAUGAUAGACGUUACAGUAGCCUACAACAUUUACUGCUCGGUACUAUUUAUGCGUUUUAUGUCACCAAUGUUCAAUGUUUAUUCUUUUUGCGUGAUUUAUACAAGUGAAACGUCAAGUUAGUCACAUUAGCUGUUAAUAUAUUCACUGUAUAACGUCCCUAGCUACACUAUUGUUAUUUUUAUGAACUCCACCUGAGAAAUUACUGUAAAAUAACGUAACCCACUGGCUAAUUAAAUCCAUGCCAUGGUUCUCAAACUGUAGUACCAGCUUUCUCUGGUGGUACUUGGAGGAAAAAUCAGAAAUACUGUUCAUCUCUAUGUGAUCGUAGUGGAGCUGAGGGAUUUUGACCAGAGUGCGUAGAAAAUGAAACAAAUAAUAACCUGUUACUCCAUUUUAAUCUUAUUGGGAAUAAAUUGGCCUCUUGUGAAAAGUCUGUAGUUGUCUUUGCUCAGCCUAUUUAUGCCACUAUAUUUUAACAUUGGUGAUAAUGAUGUUACUUUGAGAGCUAAAAAGUUGUAUACCUGCUAUCAAUUGGCCAAAUGAUUUUAACCAUGAUGUCUAAGGCUGCAACAACUAAUUAAUGAGUCAACUUCAAAAUAAUAUUAUUAGUUAUUUCUGAAAUGUGACUAUGUUCUGGUUUGUUGGCAUCCCUGUGACGGUAAACUUUCAUUCUGAGAAUUAGGAAAUUUGACAUUUCUUCGCCAGUUUCUGACAUUUCCUUCACCAAAUGACCAAAUGAUUAAUCAAAGAAAUAAUCAACAGAUAAAUCAAUGAUCAAAUCAAUCAUUGGUUUCAACCCUAUUGAUAGUAAAUAGUUGUUCCUAGACGUUUCUGCAAAAACGUUGAAAUUAGAAUGGAGGUAUCAAGGAGAAGAUCCCUUCAAAAGCACCUGGAACCUGCUCGACCCCUACGCCGCAUCGUCCACAUUGACUCUGAGCCCAAAAUAGAUGCUGCUACAUGUGCACAAGCUCUGGAGGACCGCUGGAUUCCUCAGACCAAUAUUGGUGUCGAGCAGUUCUUCAAGAUUUUCAGCCUCCAAAAACCGAAAAAAGUGGGCAGACUAUGCUACACAAGAGAAUUUUUAGUUGGAUUGGCGACUUGUCCUCAGGCCAUGAAGAAGCCAGAAUUCUUGCCGGAGCACCCUGUGGUCUUGACUUGGGCAAGAGAGCCUGGGGACGACCUCAUCAUGUGAAGUGGAGAGGAGGACAAGAACAAAGUGUUCCCCGCUGUCGCCACCACAUGCAAAGAAGUUGUCAAGAGUGUCGUGGAAAAAAACGCACACAGCAUGAUCGGUGCGAGCCUGUCGAAACACUAAAGUGGAUCGCAGUGACCAGGACGCCUGAUUCCCAUCUCCUCAUAGCUACAUGUUUUUUGGAAAUGAACAGCUGCAUCCCACUUGCAAAGAUCACAUAUAAUCUAAGAGAUUAAAAUAAUAGCAUACCCUUCUGAAGAUUUGGCAGCUGUACUUGUAGAUUUGUCUUAUUGUAUAUAAAAAUGUUACUGAUG